AUGGCGGUUAACCACGCGGUUCCGGGCAGCGGGAUGGCGAUUACCGCGAUGGAGGGCGUCGCAGCCGCGCGGAAGGGGGACAAGGAAGCCACCAAGGAGGCCGCAAAGAGUGUCGCUAAGGCCGUGGGCUCGGCCGCAGCUGGCGCGGUGGUGGGACCGCACGGCACACUCGCGUUCAAGGUGGGGGCCGCCGCGGCGGAGCAUGUGAAACCCAUCGUGGACAAGAAGUUGGCAAAGCGCAAGGCGGAGAAGGAGGAGGAACUGCUCACCGCUUGA
This is a messenger RNA of Closterium sp. NIES-65, 276 nucleotides long. The record is from the annotation of a GenBank genome assembly. NCBI's taxonomy places the organism in Eukaryota, Viridiplantae, Streptophyta, Zygnematophyceae, Desmidiales, Closteriaceae.